This is a messenger RNA of Phascolarctos cinereus (koala), 2585 nucleotides long. RefSeq names its product FXYD domain containing ion transport regulator 6 (gene FXYD6). Gene Ontology annotation, cellular component: membrane. NCBI's taxonomy places the organism in Eukaryota, Metazoa, Chordata, Mammalia, Diprotodontia, Phascolarctidae. The record is from RefSeq and is a predicted model, not a curated record. Gene Ontology annotation, biological process: regulation of sodium ion transmembrane transporter activity. Gene Ontology annotation, molecular function: sodium channel regulator activity.
CUUCCACCUCCGCGCCCACUCUAAGGCAGGGCUCCUGUUGCUUGCUCCAUGCUUGACUGGCCUUUUUAUCUUUCUCCCUCCACCAGUCAGAGAGGAGAGGACUGUACAUAGGACCAUGGGGGGAGGGGAAAGGAAGGGGAGGGGGCAUUUGUGUCUGAAGCUACCCAGAAGCCAUUAGACAGCUGAGACGGAUGCAUCUGGGUCCCCAGACUUAACAAGAGCAGCCCAGCCCUGCCACGCACACAAAUACACAGAGAACACUUUAUUCCUGACUGCCUGGACUCCCACGCAGAAGAAGAGAGACGUGGGGGAAAAAAGCAAACGCUUACUUGCAAACCCCCAUUUUACCCCACCACCCCCAUCACUCCUAGUAAUCUGAGAGACUUCUUGGGCCUCCUUGGAUUUUCUUGGAGACUGGGGUUCUAGAAAGACACCACCAUGGAGAUGGUGCUGACCUUUCUAUGCAGCCUGUUGGUUCCUCUGGUCCUUGCCAGUGCUGCUGAUCAGAAGAAAGAGCAAGAUCCUUUUCAUUAUGAUUACCAGAGUCUGAGGAUUGGAGGCUUGGUGUUUGCUGUGGUCCUGUUUUCGGUUGGGAUCCUCCUUAUCCUGAGUCGGAGAUGCAAAUGCAGCUUCAAUCAGAAGCCCAGAGCUCCUGGAGAUGAGGAAGCCCAGGUGGAGAACCUGAUCACCUCAAAUGCCACAGAACCACAGAAAGUGGAGAACUGAGGUGUACAGACGUCAGAUAAGAAGCCACCAAUCCCUAACGACCACUGCGCAACCCCCUGGAUACCAACAUUGAUGCCUGAAAAACCUGGAAACCACAGCAACAAACCUUUCCCAGGAGAAGCCAAGAAGUCAUGUGUCCAUCCCCGUCCAUUUCCUCCCAAACUGGUCCAUGACCUCGCCAGACAAACUAAUGCUCAUGCCCUCUUUAGCCCACUGUCCUGUCUAACUUGUGUGAUGUGUCUGUGUGUGGGUGAUCAGCAUGGUCUUUGUGGCUCAAUGUUUGUGGAUGAUAUCAUGUCCCUAGUAAAACUUGGACCAGCUUUUCCCAGGGUCAGGAGCUGGGUCAUCCAUCCAUCACCAUGAUCUCCUCUUCCUAUAUGCUCUCUUCCCCUCCUUUUCUGAGAAGGCUGCUGUUUCCCAAGGAAUCAAGUGGUUCUUUUUCUUGAUUUGUAUGGAUAAAGAAGGGUGGGAGAUACCUUUCUGAUUAGUUUAAGUCUCCCAGAGGAUGGAAGGUAGGUGACAUAUGCAGUGCUCUUAUUUUGUGGCCUUUCACCUCUCAUGCUUCUUCUCCACCUGUAACAGCUCAGUAUUCUGCCCUUGGGCCUGGUCUCAGAAUGCCUAAGUGCUGGUUACAAGCCCAAGGCAAACUCAGAGCUGCAGCUUUUGCCUCUGGGGAAGAAUGGUCCCAUUUUCCUUUUCUCAGAAUCCUAAACAUUGAGAUGUCAUCUAGCUAACCCCUUAACUAGUGCAAUAAUUUCCCCUACAACAGUCCUGACGUAUGGUCUAUCAUCUAACCCCUGCAUGAGCACCUUGAAUGACGGGAAGCUAGCUACUGUUUAAGUCAGGCUGUGCCAUUAUUGGAUUGUUUUAAUUGCUAGAAAGCUUUCUUUAUAUUUUGAAUCAAAAUCGACUUGCCUCGAUUCCAUCAUGGGUCUGGCCUUUAUCUUCCCUUUUUUCCUUGCUAGUAAUCCCUAUUGUGGUCCUGCAUUUGCCAUGCCCCAAGCUGGGAAAACCCAGAGUGUGACAGUGACUUUGGACAAAACCUGUCUUUCUUCCCUGACCCCCACAUCCCACCCUAAUCAAAAAAGAAAGUGGAGGUUUUGAGAUUCUAUGGAUAGUUUCUUGUCUUGGUUUUCAGAAUCUCAGCAAUAUCCCAGCAUCUCUGAAGCCUAACACUAUUCCCAAAUCCAAAUCUUGCUCUUGGGACUUCAAUUUUCUUCUCCUGGUUUCAGCUGAACUCAGAACUUCUGUCCCUUGUUUAGUAUGAAACAGAGGCUCUGGCAGAAAGUAAUUAUUGUGGUUUAAUGGGGGCAUUUGGUCUCGACCUGUGAAGGCUAUCUGUUCCCCAUUAUCAUCUUCUCUGCUGUGAGUGAGCAAUGCUAGAAGUGAAAGCUAGAGCUGGGGAAAGAGAAAACGUGGGGGUCAGGGGAGAUGGAGAUAGAGAAGAAGACAAAUGAAGAGAAGAGAAGAGAAAGAGGGUCUCUUACCCACCAAUCACCCUGACUUUGAUCAAGGCACCUUCCUGUGCCUUUUUCUCAGUAUCAGCCCUUCUAUGUUUGCUGUGCACACUGCCUCCUGUAUUCAGAAUGGGGUGGUAGCUUAGGUGGAGACUGCAUGAGGUGGCUGUUUUUGUCCUUUCAAAAGUCUAGCCCUUAUUGCCCAAAUAUGUGUCGUAACUGGUGAGACCUUGAGUGUUGUAAUGUGAAUGGGAAAAAAAAGCCACAAUCUGCCUCCCCACCACCCUUGUGUUCUUGUGGAAAUUGAGCAAACUACCAUUGUGAUCAAAGACUGUCGUAUUCUGUAUUGUGAUCUAGAUUCUCCUGAAGAAAAAAAAAGAAUAAAAUAUCAUUUCUAUCCCA